This is a messenger RNA of Engraulis encrasicolus (European anchovy), 818 nucleotides long. RefSeq names its product serum amyloid P-component-like. The transcript has 3 exons. NCBI's taxonomy places the organism in Eukaryota, Metazoa, Chordata, Actinopteri, Clupeiformes, Engraulidae. The record is from RefSeq and is a predicted model, not a curated record. Bases 93 to 818 code for a protein of 241 amino acids.
GUCGCCAGACUGAAGAGACAGCUGUAGCCACAUUAGCCUACACACAAAGGCCACACGCAGAUUGUCUCAAGAAUUGACUUUUGGCUGAGAGGAUGAUGAGACUAGCAGUGAUUUGCUUGAUGCUCUCAUGUUGCUGUGCUGCUCCACAGAACAUGGAGGGGAAAGUUAUCAUAUUCCCGGUGGAAUCCGACACGGCCCAUGUGAGGGUGACUCCUAUGAUGAAGGCGAAGUCGCUCUCGGCCGUGACCGUGUGCCUGAGGUUCUUCUCCGACUACAACAAGGAGCAGGCGCCAUUUUCUCUGUCGGUUCCAACACAUGCGGACGGCUUUGUGUUCUUCCGAGGGAACGGCAGAUACAGAUUGUACAUCAAAGACAGAGGCGUCUUCUUCCAUGGUCUGCCGACCCCGUUGAACCAGUGGAACUCUGUCUGCGUGACCUGGGACAGUGGCACAGGCCUGGCCCAGUUCUGGGUGAACGGAGUACCGAGUGCGAGGAAAGCGAUUCAGGCCGGCAAGACGAUCAUCGGAUCCCCCGUCAUCAUGCUCGGCCAAGACCAGGACAGAUAUGGUGGUGGAUUUACCAAAUAUGACGCCUUUUACGGACACGUCACUGACGUCCACAUGUGGGAUAAUGUGCUUUCUCCUGAGGAGAUCAGGCAGUACAUGCGCUGUGUCGUUCCAAGACCUGGCAAUGUUGUGGACUGGAAUAAACUGGAUUAUGCCAAGCAUGGCUAUGUGAUCGUUGAGCCGCAGCAAAGUGUGUGCUGCCCCAGACCUGAAAUUGACUGGCAUGUUCCCGUUCCACCCAUUGGGCAUUAG